AGUUCAAUUGCCUGCCUGGUGUAUGUUAAAAUGCCGCGCCCAUUUGGGUAAUGACAAAUACAAAUCUCUGCGGGUUUGCAGCUCAUUCCAAGAACAAAUUGGACUGGAGUUGAUUGUAUCUAAACCCUAGGAUAGAUUCUUGAGUGUAGUUGCAAUAUAAUAUUAUAUAAUAUACCAAUGACUGAUCAAGUCAAAAUCCCAUGUGCACUUAUUGAGUCUUUCGAGUUUUUAAUAGUUCUCUAUAUCAUCCAAAAGCAUAUUUUACUGAAAUAAUAGAAGAAUUAACCAUUGAAGUAUGUGUAGCAGGUACGAAUUCCUAAAACAGAUAAACGUGACGGCGGAAACUUAUACAAAAUUUUGGAACUUGAACCAAUACAGUUUCCCCCUCUGUAUAAAUUCCCUCCCAUCAUCCUUUCUUCUUCAUCAUCAUCUUCUUCAACCCACCAUUAUAAACACAAUGAAGAUUCUCAAUUGGGUACAAUCCAAGCUUAGAGGCAAGCAACAACAAGAGAGUGUUAAAAGGCCAGUAGUAACUAACUGCAAUGAAGAAUCCAGCGACUGGUCUGAUCGGUUGUUGCUUGCAAUUGGGACGUUUGGUGGUGACAACAUUAAUCGAGUCCAAUUGGAAGAUCAUCAUGAAUCAUCCUCCAUUGGAGAUCAAAUUCAAAGAGAAGUUGCUAAAUUAAUAAUGAUUAGCAGGGAAUUAGAAGAAUCGUCAACUGGUAGUAAUAGUAGUAGUGGUGAUGGUCAUGAAUCUGUCUCAUUGGAGUACUGUCUAAAGCAGCUCUCGUGUUUGGAGAAUCCAAAGGAUGAAAAAAUAUCAAGCUGUGUUGGGUCAAAGAAGAAAGGUUUAGGAAAAAAACCUUUAUCUUUGUUGAUCAAGAAGAUGUUUUUGAGUCAAAAGGCGGGGUUUGGACCUAAACCUAGCUUAAGAGAUCCAAUCCCUGAUAAUUCAAUAAUAGACAAGAUAUUGAGGGCCUUAAUGCAAAAGAAAAUAUAUCCAAAAAAUUCAGCUACAAGGUCAAAUGCCACGAAAUACUUGGAAAUCGACGACGACGAUGGACAACAGGCGAUUGAUAUGGAGAAAUAUGGAAGCAAAUGGGUGAAGACGGAUUCAGAGUAUAUUGUGCUGGAGAUAUAAUGUUCAUACCAUGGCCAAGAAUUUUCUUUGUAAGAAGGAAUUAAGAUGAAAAUGUCAACAGCCCAAUUCAAUCAUAUUGUAUUUUCUUGGCUUAUUUUAUAAAUUCAUUGUUUGGAG
Impatiens glandulifera is the source of this 1258-nucleotide messenger RNA. Its product is annotated as protein NEGATIVE GRAVITROPIC RESPONSE OF ROOTS-like. The coding region runs from base 296 to 1141 and encodes 281 amino acids. The transcript is spliced from 5 exons. NCBI's taxonomy places the organism in Eukaryota, Viridiplantae, Streptophyta, Magnoliopsida, Ericales, Balsaminaceae. Gene Ontology annotation, biological process: gravitropism; regulation of growth. The record is from RefSeq and is a predicted model, not a curated record.